Messenger RNA from Sordaria macrospora k-hell, 1575 nucleotides. RefSeq lists its product as uncharacterized. NCBI's taxonomy places the organism in Eukaryota, Fungi, Ascomycota, Sordariomycetes, Sordariales, Sordariaceae. Gene Ontology annotation, molecular function: glycosyltransferase activity; hydrolase activity, hydrolyzing O-glycosyl compounds. Gene Ontology annotation, biological process: carbohydrate metabolic process; fungal-type cell wall organization. The record is from RefSeq and is a predicted model, not a curated record. Gene Ontology annotation, cellular component: fungal-type cell wall.
AUGUUCCUGUCCGACGACCUGGACGAGAUUGACUGGGAGUUUGUCGGCGGUGAGGCCACCAGCGUGCAGACCAACUUUUACGGCAAGGGUGUCAUUGAGUCCUCCAUUCCCGGAAAGCACGACGUUCCCGGUAAUGCUCAGGAAGAGUUCCAUAACUAUACCACCGAUUGGACCAAGGACUACCUCGACUUCUACAUUGACGGCAACAAGGUCCGCACUUUGCUUCCCGCCGAGGCCAACAACACGCAAUACUACCCCCAGACACCCAUGCGCUUGUCCCUCGGUAUUUGGGCUGGCGGCGACCCGAGAAUGCCCAACGGUACGAAGGAGUGGGCUGGUGGUGAAACCGAUUACAACGCUGGCCCGUACACCAUGCAUGUCAAGUCUGUACAGGUUACCGACUACAGCGACGGCAAGGAAUAUGUCUACGGCGACCGCAGCGGCGCUUGGGAGAGCAUCAAGGUUGUCGAAGGUAACUCCACCAUCAAGGAGAUCAUCGAAGCCCCACCCAAGGAAUCGGUGUCAGACAAGUGGAAGGGCAUGUCGAACACAACCAAGACCAUCAUCUACGCCUGCUGCGCCGGUGCUGGUGCGCUGCUCGUCAUUGCUGCCGUGUUCGUCUGCAUCCGUCAGCGACGACGGGGUGCGCGCCAGGCUGCUCUUGCUGAAGCCCAGUACGAGCGCGAUCGCAUGGAGCUUGACCGGCUGCAGAAGGCUGGUAUUGAUCCCGAUAGCUUUACCGAGCAGGCGGCCGAGUAUCAUGCUGGUGAUAUGAAAAAAGACGGCAUGGUUACCACGACAACUUAUAGUGUUCCCCCUUCUCCGCCACUCGAUGGCCCGAACAACGGUUCCUCUACGAUCUCGGCAGUUGGCGCUGGCGCCGCUGCUGGAGCUGCUCUCGGUGCUACCGGUGCCGUUGCCGCCGCCUCCCUCUCUCAAUCUCCCCGCGUCGCUAGCCCUGCUCCCGCUCCCGGUCAGCAACAGCAGCAAUUCAACUCCUUCGACAACAAUAUGAACAUGAACCGCGUCGCUUCCCCUGCCCCAAGCAUCCCUUCCUUCGCCGCCUCUGCCAUGACCCCCACCAUCCCCAACGUGACUGGCGGUUACCAGAGCCAGUCCCAGAGCCCGUCGUUCCCUCCCAACCGCAGUUUCACCUCUCCGGCCCCUGCCUCGCCUAACCCUCAAGGUUCGCUGUAUGGAGACAAUAUGAACAGAGUAGGCAGUCCCGCUCCCGGCGGAGGUCUAGCCCACCCUCAGCCGCAAAGAAGCUUUACCGCCGGUCCUACUGCCCCUGGCUUCGCAAGCCCGCAGUCUGCUAGCUUCGACUUUAACAACAACGGGGGUUACAACAGCCCGCAGGCUUCGACAUUCGGUGGGGCGUAUGGCCAGCAACCAGCAUCCGGACUUGGAACACAGCCCAGCGGUCCUGGGUAUUGUCAGGCUGGUGUUGGUCAAGUACCUGACUUUGGUCUGCCUGGUCAAAGCGGAUUUGCGGAGGGGAGGGAUAGUUAUUGGGGUGAUACUCGUGAUAACGGGCAUAACCAGGGACACAUGAACAACGGGGGAUACAGGUGA